Molecule: messenger RNA, 1301 nt
Organism: Carica papaya (papaya)
Lineage: Eukaryota; Viridiplantae; Streptophyta; Magnoliopsida; Brassicales; Caricaceae
Source: RefSeq, a predicted model, not a curated record
GUUUAUCGUCUGUUUUCUCGAGAAAACGCGUAGUGAGGGAGUCUCCCAGGUCUAAACUGCAGUACCAAUUGUCUGGUACAUUUGGUCUUCUGGUUUGCACUUCCAUGACAUUGCGGCGCAAUCAGCAAUCAUGGAUUGCAUCUGGUUCCCACGUUAACUGGUUGUGUUUUGCUUCUUGCACAAUGAGUGGUUGUGCUCAAGGAUAUUUAGGAUGGAAAUAUCUAAUCCUAAUGGAUUAUCCCAUGGAGACGAGGAAAAGGCGUUGCAAGCUUUGCUUGAUGCAUUUGGAUCUAAUUUUUCUCUAGAGGAGAUAGCUUCUGCUUAUUGCAAGGCAGGUCAAAAUGCUGAUAUGGCUGGUAAAAUUCUGUAUAAGAUGCAGGGAAACACCAGUUCUUCAACUCCUGCAUCUAAUGUUGGGAUGAGAAAUGAAAAAUCUUCCAAAUCAUCAAAUGGUGAUAUUCCUGAGAGUUCAUUUCCAAAUGAAAAGUCGAGCAUUCCAAAGAAAAAAUGGCGUCCGGUUUCAGGAGGCACUAUUUCGAGUGUUCUUAAAGAUUAUUCUAGAUCCAAUUCAAUACAUUGUGCUAAUGGUUCUCAAAUGGUAACCAAACCAUUGAAAUUGGAUCAGGAGGAGUUGCCUAUGUCUGAAAUUUGGAUGGAAAAUGAUAACUUGAAGCCGGCAAAGGGAAACAAUUUGCACAAGGAUAUGGAAGAUUUUCUGUUGAAUAUGCUUGGGUAUGGAUUCAAGCUGGAUAGGAAUGUAAUCAGACAAGUCCUUGGUGAUUGUGGGUAUGAUAUGCAAAAGAGCAUUGAGAAACUACUUAAUCAAUCAAGCAAAAGGUUGGAGAAGAGGAAUGAACCUGAUGAUAAAUCCAGUCAGAAGGCCAGUGAUAUGCGUCGAAACUCUGAAGGAUCUUCAACUCAGGAAAGGCUGCAACUACAACAUGUGGAUUAUUCUGUUUGUAGUGAAAGUAAAGUUUCAAAUACAAAUGGUGGGAAAAUAUCUAAAGAGCAAAAAGAGAGGAAUAAUCUUCAGAAGGAAGUGUUAGCCUCUUUAUUUACUGCUGCUGAUAAAUCGGAGGAGUUACCAAGAAGAUCAGUAAAAACUGUAAGGAGGCCUAUAGGAUUAGGAGAGUUGGUUACUCCAAGGGACUUGAUUCCAGAUAAGGUUGUUGCAUUUCAUUCACACUCGGAGGCCAAGGAUUAUGAGGAUGGUGCAGACAUAAAUCGGCUAAUAACACUGACAGGAUAUGCAAUAUUUAGGCGAGUCACUGUGAAAUAAUUUAAUUUUCCAACUAAUCGUC